AUGUCUGACUUUCCUCCACCACCAGUUGAUACCAUCGAUUGGAGCAACGUAGGCUUCAAGAUCCGAGAAGUUGCUGGCCAUGUCGAAUCACAUUACUCUGUCGAGACUGGAAAAUGGACGCCUCCAGUUUUCGUCGAAGACCCUUACCUCCGUAUCCACGGCAUGGCGCCUGGUCUGAACUACGGCAUGCAGUGCUACGAGGGAAUGAAGGCGUUCCGGGCGCCAAACAACACCAUCAACAUCUUCAGGCCAAACAAGAAUGCCGAGCGUAUGCAGCACUCUGCUUCAUUCAUUUCCAUUCCAGAGGUGCCGACAGACCACUUCCUUGCUUGCUGCAGCCUGGCUGUAGGCAUGAAUGCAGCCUAUGUACCACCCCAUGAGACGGGUGCAGCCAUGUACAUCCGGCCAUUGCUCUUCGGAAGUUCUGCACAGCUCGGUCUGAACCCUCCACAAGAAUACACCUUUGUCGUCUACUGUAUCCCAACCGGUGUCUACCAUGGAUCCAACCCCGUGGACGCUGUCAUUCUCGAAGAUUUUGACCGUGCUGCUCCUGAAGGUACCGGAUCAGCAAAGGUUGGCGGAAACUACGCUCCAGUAUUGAGGCAUAGCGAGAAAGCAUACAAAGCUGGCUACGGCAUCACUCUCCACUUGGACAGUAAGACUAGGAGUGUAGUUGACGAGUUUUCCACAUCAGCCUUCAUUGGCGUGAAGAAGGAUGGCGACAAAGUCAAGCUCGUCGCCUCUAACAGCAAAAACGUUAUCCAGAGUGUCACUGGAGAUAGUGUUUUGAGAAUUGCCGAGUCUUUUGGGUGGGAAGCUGAGUCACGCGAGAUUGCUUACGACGAGCUGAGCACUUUCGAUGAAGUUCUUGCUGCCGGAACUGCCGCAGCUCUAGUUCCCAUCAAGUCUAUCACUAUGCAGUCCAGGGGUGACAAGUUCACCUAUGCAGAAGCCCAGCAAGAACCAGGCCCAGUAUGCAAGAAGCUUCUCACAACUCUCAAGGGAAUCCAGCAGGGCAAGAUUGGAGACAACAAGAACUGGCUUUACAAGGUUGAAAGACCAGAGCAGUUUGGAAAGCAAGACCAGACGAACGGUGCCAAGAUUGUUGGACAGCUGCCGUAA
Bipolaris zeicola 26-R-13 is the source of this 1122-nucleotide messenger RNA. RefSeq lists its product as uncharacterized. NCBI's taxonomy places the organism in Eukaryota, Fungi, Ascomycota, Dothideomycetes, Pleosporales, Pleosporaceae. Gene Ontology annotation, biological process: branched-chain amino acid metabolic process. Gene Ontology annotation, molecular function: branched-chain-amino-acid:2-oxoglutarate transaminase activity. The coding region runs from base 1 to 1122 and encodes 373 amino acids. The transcript is spliced from 4 exons. The record is from RefSeq and is a predicted model, not a curated record.